AUGGGUAGGAAGGGACACAACGCAAAGUACAWGUCAGUUGUUCAUCAUGUGGAAUCUCCCGCCAAACACACUGAGGUCCUCUGUGACGAGAUCAAGCACUUGAAGAGUGAGAACUUGGAGCUGGCUCAUCAAAUUGAGUCACUUAAGAUAAUGAUGUCCUGCAAGGAGSCUACGUGGAAUGAGACACAGGCCACGCUGGCCGACUUGGAGGACGAGGUCAAGGACCUGAAGCURCAGGUGAAGGACAGGGACAAAUUUCUCCGGAAAAUGAGUUGUCGUCCUAGAUACACCCAGUUGUUUGAGACCGAGAGAGUGAAAGAGGAGCUGAAUGCAAAGCUCAACCAGAUCAGGUUGAUGGAGCUUUCCUUCAACAAGAAGAUGGAGGACAUGAUCUCUGAGAAGGAUGCAGUGAUCGCCAAGGUKACCKAYGAAAGAGUGGCACUUGAACAUCAAAACCUGGAGCUUGUGACCAAGCUCACGGUCAUCCAGACGGAGGUCGUCUCCAACCAGAGUGAGUGGAAGACAGAAAUCCCCGCUCUGGAGGACAGUGUCAAAACUGAGCAGGAAGUGAAGGAGGCCUGCACUGAAAAAAUGGAGGACACGGAGGAGAAGUGRGCGGCCAAGCAGGAGGACAUCCUCAACCAAGCCAGAAGCAUAGAGGAGGACGUGGAGCUGCUGAUGGACAAAAACACUGAGCUUCAGGAACCUGCUUGGAAGACUGUCAACACUAAGGCAGGAUCACGGAAGAAGAGGAGAAAGAAUCAAAGGUGUAAAUGAAGGAGGAGAUGAAAGAGGAGAAGGAGCAGGAGAAGAGGGGGAAGAGACUCUAUUUUCCCUUUAAACCCCUCAACUCCCUGCCACCCCCUUACCUCACCCAUCGUUCCUCUACCUGAACCCWGUUUACCCUCRKKUCACUUUC
Molecule: messenger RNA, 919 nt
Organism: Paralichthys olivaceus (Japanese flounder)
Lineage: Eukaryota; Metazoa; Chordata; Actinopteri; Pleuronectiformes; Paralichthyidae
Product: structural maintenance of chromosomes protein 2-like
Source: RefSeq, a predicted model, not a curated record